Messenger RNA from Anopheles aquasalis, 532 nucleotides. RefSeq lists its product as uncharacterized. The record is from RefSeq and is a predicted model, not a curated record. NCBI's taxonomy places the organism in Eukaryota, Metazoa, Arthropoda, Insecta, Diptera, Culicidae.
AACCUCGGAUUCCACUAGCAAUGUCUAAAUUGGUAAGCGAGGCGACGAAAUCCUACAUCUUGCGGCCACCGGUGGUGCCCGUGGAGAAGAAAUGGCUCUUCAAACAGGUGCUCGUUAGUCUCGAGCAAGGAGUGCCUCCACAAUUGAACUUGGCCACCUCUUCGCUCGGUCGCGGAACGGCCAAGAUGCUGAACUACCUCGCCAUCGCCCAGCAACGGGCCCAGGAUCUUAGUGUGGAAUAUGGGCUGAAAGAGAAAUUAACUGGCGUUUGCAUGCUGGCCGCGAAUGCAGUAUGUUCCGUGAAGAACUUCAUCGUCCAGAAGCAGUACCGCCACAUUGACCGUCUCAUCGACCGCGGGCUGCUUGCCGUGGAGGACCGUUUAAGGACGAUUCGCGAACGGCAGUUUUCCGUGGAAACGGACGAGGCGGAUCGUAGUCCGCAGAGCUGCACCAUGGUAACGAUUAGGCACAAUCAGUUCCAACAGGAAGUGCAAAAGCUGAAACUGAUGCCCGGAAACGGUUUUUAGAGAGA